Messenger RNA from Echinococcus granulosus, 2958 nucleotides. RefSeq names its product Discoidin domain-containing receptor. Lineage: Eukaryota; Metazoa; Platyhelminthes; Cestoda; Cyclophyllidea; Taeniidae. The coding region runs from base 1 to 2958 and encodes 985 amino acids. The record is from RefSeq and is a predicted model, not a curated record. The transcript is spliced from 13 exons.
AUGCACCCCGCCGAAGAGAUGACAAUGGCCCCUCAAUUAUCUCCGCGUCUCCAAAAUAUAAAUUCUUAUUUAUUUUUUGAGUAUAAAAAGCGCUAUUCAUGCGAGAACCAGGUAUACACAGAGCGUGGCGGAGAACAUCAUCCCAUCCUCAAAGCGCUCCACACGAAGUUUGUGGAGACGACCGCGGAGACUGAUACCCUUGGGACGAUAUAUCUUCCAUGCAAAGAUCACUUUGUGCCCUACUUCCUCCUUCGCUAUGAGCGCGGUGAUGGACGUUGGCACGACUUCAUAUCACACAACGGAACAAAACUCAUUGUGGCAAACCAAGACAACACUCAACCAAAGACGAUACCUCUCUCACCUCCCAUAACUGCCCAACGUCUUCGUAUAAUACCUUACCGAAGUGACUAUUCUCAAUCAAUGUGUCUGAAACUCUCAGUCCUGGGACAUGCCUUUGAUUCGUCUCUCUUAUACUAUGAGAUCCCAGAAGGCGACGUUUACCAAAGCCCUCGUGGAGGUCCAACAUGGGCUGCUCUAAAUGACUCCUCCUACGAUGGAUUUCGUCUUCCCAAGCGCGGCUCUUCCAGUGGAGAUCAGCGAUAUCACCUGUCCGAUGGUUUGGGUGUUCUAGUGGACCGACGUAUCUACUCCGGCGGCGAGAUUCGAAACGCCUUAGAGGCACCCUAUUCAGUGCGUAGCAUGCAAUGGGAUAGCCAUCAGACGCUUAGCGGUCUGGUAGGCUGGUUCUGUCGAUCGGGUCUACCUCUUUCGCCUCUCUCUCCACCUUGCCAGUCACGCAAUGUCACCCUAUUGUUCACUUUCCAAUCUGGUGCUGUAAAUGUUGGUCAACAUGGGUUUUUCCGUCCAUCACAGUCUCACUUGCCCAAGUGUCAGGCUGGAGACGAGGACGUUGUCCACCGUCUAAAUUAUUCAGUUGAUUCACUCUUCUCACUUUUUAUUCUCCGUAGUCUUGAUUAUCAAGCUCUGCAUAAUAUCAGUGGGCACCUCAUGGUUGGACGCUUUCUCCUCUCUGAUGACAAGCCGCGCUCUCAUCUCUCACCGUGGGGGUUGCUCAUUUGGGACCAUGUUUACUCGGGCUUGUGUUUGCGAGAGAAGGUGGCUACGAUGGUGGCAAAAGAGAGCCGACUCAACAGACGGGCGUGCUAUAUUGACACAGAUGCUCGCCUCAUCCUCCUCGCCAAUCACAAAGGCGGAGUUCGUUUGCGAAAGCACUACUCUUCACAUGGGCGAUUGAAGUAUGGCCCCGUGGUUCCAGACCGCAGUAGAGAUUUUUCACCUGUUCGCCAUUUCUCGGAGUUGCGGAUCCAUGCCCUAAACUCGUUUGCGGAGAACGUCGCGGUGUUCAAACAGGCGCUGGUCCAGUUUAGCGUAGGCGGUAAGCACUUUGACCGCUACGCUUCGCCCGUUUUACACUCGCAUCCACGGAACAUCUCCUCCACCCAGCCCACUUGGGUGGUCAUUCCGUUGCAAGGGCGAGUGGGUCGGUUCGUGAGGGUCGUUCUCACCUUCGACAGGGAUUGGAUCAUUCUCUCCGAGAUUGCAUUUAACUCAUCUCUGCUGAUAGUGGACAUAGACGAGGAGAAGAAUAGCGAUUUGCCGCAGACCUCAUUACAUGCGCUCCAGUCAUCGAAACCUUCAGAGAUAAGUCCCGUCAACCAAUCCCAGCAGCAGGUCGAGGCCUCCUCCUCCUCGCCCAUUCCUCAAGCCCAGCCGCCUUCAUUGGAGGAAUCCACAGACCUGUCUCUUAUUAUCGGCUCCGUGUGCGUGGUAGGAUUGGUUCUCGUGGUCAGUGUCUUUGUGUACGUCCUCUGCCGCCUCUGUCGCGGUGGCUCUCAUGCUAAUCGAGCCCUGUUGAGUAAGGUCACUGCCGAGAGAGGUACCGAUGGUGGCGACUGUGGUAGCGGUAGUAAUAGUACAAAAAAACCGAAGCUCUUGGAAAACAACGGCCUGAUAACUGGUGGAGAUGGAAGAUUCUUAGCUUUCAGUGGAGCCACGCCCACCAGUGCUUUCUGUCUGGCCAACACCAUGGCUGCCAGUGACAUCUCCUCUCCUAGCAAACCGGUCGAUAUGUGUUCUCCCUACAAUGGAAACGACGGGAUGUUACAAGCAUUGCAUCUGAUGCAGCAGCAACACCAACCACAAGCGUCGACAUAUGAUCCCGUCUUCCGACCUCUGCUUCAACCGACUGCGGGCUUUGGGACACUUUCUACGAACAAUGGAGCACCGCAUCUAACGAUGUCGGGUACCACAGCAGCGUCUUUGUUCCAACCCCCUCCGCCCCCGCCACCACCACCACCGCCGCCUGAUCAGCCACUACCGCCUCUCCCGCCCAUCACCCCUACAUCCGGUAUUAGCUGCGGCAACCACCGACCCAGCUCCACAGUGAAUCCAUACGCCGCCUCUUCCGCAGUAUCCAUCCUUGCCAACAGUAGCGCUGCUGCCAACGCGCCCAUGAUUGCAAGUACUCACACUGAUAGCUCGAUGGCCGAGUAUGCUAGCGCUUCACUGAUAAGCGGUCAGUCGGGUUAUCCCAUGCGUCCCCCCUCUAUCCAUGGAGGUACAGGAGGUCUCAUAUUUGCGUCACAGCCCACAGCCUACCCCACCGCCCAGUCACCCGCCGGACAGGACGUCUUUCUCCAGCCCACCGCGAUGCUAGUUGGCACAAGCACUGCCAGCAACGUGGUGAAUGGAAACGGUGUCUUCCCCUUCAUAGUGUCCUGCUCCAGUGGUUUUGGCGAUGCUGUUGUCCCCUCGCUUUCCAUGCUACCCUCGCACUCCAAGAAUGGACUCUUCGACACCUUAAAAUCGAUCGACACUUUACCGCCACACGAGAUGCGAUUUGGUCCUGCAGAUCACACCAGCGUCAAUUUUUUAUUCUCAGAUUUCUAUGAUUGGUGUGCAUGGCUACGCGAGCCCAUUCCGACAACGGCCGCUUAA